AUGUCGGCCGUACAGCAUUAUACAUUGAAUAGUGGAUACAAGAUUCCAUCUGUUGGUUUUGGAACUUUUGCAGCUCCUGUGAACGUUGUAAGGGAUGCCGUCAUUUGUGCCAUUGAAACAGGUUACAGGCACAUCGACUGUGCGAUGUUUUAUAAAAACGAAGAAGAGGUUGGAGCUGCGAUAUCCAAAUCCAUGGCGUCGCAAAAUCUUAGGCGUGAGGAUUUAUUUAUCACUUCAAAGCUGUGGUGCGAUAGUCAUAAGCCAGACGACGUGCGGCCUUCCUGUGAGCUUUCGUUGAAAAAACUUGGCCUGGAGUAUCUCGAUUUGUAUCUUAUCCAUUGGCCUGUGUCGUUUCAUACAAAGCCGGGCAAGGAGUUUUCUAUUGAUGAUCCAGAUGCAAUUGAGUUCGAAGAGCAUCCAUUAGAGGAUACAUGGAAGGCCAUGGAGAGUUUGGUUUCUGCUGGUCUGGUUAAGUCGAUUGGUGUGUCCAAUUUUAACAGGAAGCAGUUGGAUCGAAUACUGAAAAUCUGCACUAUACCGCCGGCGGUGAACCAAAUUGAAGUUUCCGUGAACUGUAUGAACACAAAAAUGAUUGAGUACUGCCAUUCAAAGGGUAUUCAGGUUGAAGCGUAUGCUCCGUUUGGAUCUCCUGGUGUCAUGAAAGGGAAAGUACUUCCACUUUUCGAGGCGCCAUUUGUGAAGAAGAUUGCAGAUGCUCACAAUAAGACUACGGCUCAAGUCCUACUCCGUCAUGCCUUGCAGCGAGGACUCGUGGUUUUAUGCAAAAGCACCACCGAAUCACGCAUCAAGUCGAAUUUCCAGCUAUUUGAUUUCGAACUGACUGAGGCAGAAAUGCACAUACUGAAUACAAGUGGCUGUAACGUUCGACUCUUCGAGAUUCCUGCGUAA
Molecule: messenger RNA, 909 nt
Organism: Mesocestoides corti
Lineage: Eukaryota; Metazoa; Platyhelminthes; Cestoda; Cyclophyllidea; Mesocestoididae
Source: the annotation of a GenBank genome assembly